This is a messenger RNA of Penicillium verrucosum, 726 nucleotides long. RefSeq names its product alpha/beta hydrolase. Bases 1 to 726 code for a protein of 241 amino acids. The record is from RefSeq and is a predicted model, not a curated record. Lineage: Eukaryota; Fungi; Ascomycota; Eurotiomycetes; Eurotiales; Aspergillaceae. The transcript has 2 exons. Gene Ontology annotation, cellular component: nucleus; cytoplasm.
AUGAAAAUCUUGAUGAUCCACGGAUCCCGCCAAUCCGGCGAACUAUUCCGAGCAAAACUCCAAGCCCUAGAAAAACUACUCCACCAGACCCUCGACCCUCCCCACCCCAACCUUGAACUCAUAUACCCGACAGCUCCAUUCGCAUUAGAGCCCUCUGCAGGCUCCACAACCACAACCGACCUACGCACUCGACACGGCGCAUGGAGCUGGUUCGGAUCCGAAACCAUCGAUGGACUCUACCCAGGACUAGAAGGGGGCCUGGAAUCCAUUGCAUCUCUUCUCAAGAAUUCCGGGCCGUUCGAUGGGAUCGUUGGGUUUAGUCAGGGGGCCGCGGCGGCGGCUAUAGUCGCGUCGCUGUUAGAAGGAAAUCGAAAAGACGCAUUCGCUACAUUGGAGGCGGAGACUGGGAUUCCUUAUCCUGCUUGCUUUAAGGAACUCGAGCACCCGCCGCUCAGGUUCGUGGUUAGUAUUUCCGGGUACGUCGCUUCUCAUUUGGAUUAUCGUGCUUUCUAUGAGCCUGGUAUUCGGACGCCUGUGAUGCAUUUUUUGGGGAGUAUGGAUACCGUUGUGGAGGAGGGUGCGUCGAUGAGGUUGGUGGAGAGUUGUCGGGUGUUGGGGGAUGAAAAGAAACAGAUUGUUAUUUGGCAUUCUGGUGGACAUGUUGUUCCAAGUGGGAAGCGAGAACUCGCUGCCGUUGCGCAUUUUAUUAAAUCUAACGUGAGUUGA